AUGGCAAUUGCUGCCAUUUGCGUAGCAGUCCUCAGCUUGUGCAUUAGUGACUCGUUGGUGGUCUCCAGGGAGCUAUUGCCAUGGGAAUUAUGGACGACUCGUAAGACGACGGCAUAUCAGCCAUAUCAGCCACGAACGAAAGCUCCGAAAACGCUGAGACCACCCCAUAACUGGGACUGGAUGUUAACGGAUGCUCCAUCGGGACCACGUACCUUUGCCACCGUGAGACCACCGAGAUACACUGCUUAUGAUGUGAAAACACCGGAGUGGACUACGAGAUUACCUUGGACAUAUGCGCCAAGAACAACUGGUACGAUGAGACCCCCGAGGUACACUACACCAGCUGAAGUGGAAACCACUCCGGAGCCAGAACCGGAGGGGCCGUUUGUGUCGGGAUGCCAGGGGGGCCAGAUCCCCGAGGAGUGGAGGGAGAAAAUCCUUGCAUUCUUCAACGAACAUCGACAAGCUCUGGUCAGGGGUGAAAUUGACAAAGAAGGUGGUGGGAAGCUUCCGAGAGGAAACGUAAACAAAAUGCCGAAAUUGAAAUGGGACUGCCAGCUGGAGAAAGAAGCUGAAAAAGCUAUGGAAAAUGGCACAGUCAAAGAAGACCACCCAACCUAUGGUGUUCUUGCGGGCAUUCAAGGAUUGUCUACAUUCUAUGUAAUGCCCUAUGAGUACGAAACGGACGUCGAGGAAGUGUUGCAAGGUUGGUGGGAUGCAGCCGGAACGAUGGGAAACAACAAAGAGUUAGAUGAUGAACAUUUCAACAGGCCAUUCCAAAACUUUGCAACUAUGGCUUACAACAAAGUCACAAAGAUUGGAUGCACAUCCAGAAGAUCACCAAGGCAAUGUCUCGCCGUCAACGUAUGCGUUCUGGAUGCGAAAAUUCGUUUUUACCAGAAAAUUUACGAGUGA
Cylicocyclus nassatus is the source of this 915-nucleotide messenger RNA. The record is from the annotation of a GenBank genome assembly. Lineage: Eukaryota; Metazoa; Nematoda; Chromadorea; Rhabditida; Strongylidae.